Molecule: messenger RNA, 2115 nt
Organism: Microplitis mediator
Lineage: Eukaryota; Metazoa; Arthropoda; Insecta; Hymenoptera; Braconidae
Product: fructose-bisphosphate aldolase B-like
Exons: 5
Coding region: 62-1147 (361 amino acids)
Biological process (GO): fructose 1,6-bisphosphate metabolic process; glycolytic process
Cellular component (GO): cytosol
Molecular function (GO): fructose-bisphosphate aldolase activity
Source: RefSeq, a predicted model, not a curated record
AAAUUUGAAUUUCAUUUUUUUUAACCUAUAAAAUUAAUAAAAAAUAUAUAAAAAAAUAAAUAUGAAGGAUGUAAAUAAAAAUUGUCCAUGUGAAAAAUAUGAGAGUUCGUUUGAAGUAAAAAAUUACAAAAAAUUUGAUCAUGAGUUGACGUCUGAGUUGAAAAGAAUAAUGAAAUUAUUAAUAAAACCUAAGAAAGGUUUUUUGGAUUUAUCAGAACCCAGAGAUAAAUUUCCCGAGCCUUCGAACUUGAAAUUUUUGAACGGAUUUUCCGACGUUUUAUCAUCAGACGAGCUGUCGGAAUACGUCACUGGGGUCAUUGUCGACUCGGGGACAGCAAUUUCUAUGAUAUCUUCUGGCUCAUGGAAGCUUCCGAAAGUGAUGAUGCACAAAAAUAUCGUCACCGGAGUGAGAAUUGAUCAGGGAAGAGUUCCGCUCUUUGGAACUUAUGACGAAAAAGUGACCCAAGGUCUUGAUGGUCUUCAUGACAAGUGUCUGAUGUUGAAGAAAAAUAAUUGUCAUUUCACGACGUGGAAGAUCGAGUUUAAAAUUUCUGAUCAGUGGCCCAGUUCUUUGGCAGUAAUAGACAACGCCCUGACAUCAGCUCGGUACGCGAGCGUCACUCAAAGCACUGGGAUGAUUCCCAUAAUUAAUCUCCAGAUAAAAAAUCUCCCGAAAGCCAACUACUCAAUUUUCCGUGCCCUUGACGCUCACCAUAAAAUUUUAUCGACCCUGUUCUCGUCCUUGAACCAGUACCACGUCUCCCUAGAAAAUUUAAUCCUCAUGCUGGCCAUCAUCGAACCUGGGAUCAAUAAUCCUGCGUAUCACCAACCAUGCACAUUAGCUGAUUACACAUCAAGUCUAUUAAGUAAAGUACUUCCGGCCUCUGUACCUGCGAUUAUUUUCACUCACACCAACAACAGUCCCGAGGAAAAGUUUAUCAUAAAUUUGAAUGCACUUGCACGAGAUUCGAACCCUAAAUCAUGGAAAUUAUCAUUCCAUUGUCUCAGAACCGCAGGAAAUCCAUCAAAAAAUAUAUCAAUGAGCACUCUAGCUCUUAUUGAUAAUUUAAAAAAAAUUUCCGAGGCUUCUGACGGACAAGCGGACGAGCAAGAACUUUACCAAAGUUUGAUCCGUCACUGGGAUUAAUUCAUUUCCAGCGGAAGUAUUGAUUUUCGAGAAAAAUUUUUGAAACAAAAGUCAUAGGAAAUUUAAUUUGCUACAAAAAAGGUCCGAUAGUCAAUUGACGUAUCUCUGAUAUUUACGAAGUUAUGGCGAAAAUAAAUGAGGGGUAAAUUAAUUUUGACCUACGAAAUUUAUUUUUGAAUUUAUUUUCGAACUUUGAAUUAAAAUUACGGUGAGAGAAUCAAAUUUUCGAAAAAAUUUUAUGAGAACUUUUUUGUAGAGAAUUUCAUCAGCUACAAAAUUGUUCCUGUGCAUUUUUAUGAUAUCUCGUAUAGUUAAGUCAGAAUUUUGAUUUUUUUACAAUAACUCCAAAUUCAAUUUAUUAAAAAAAAUAAAAUUAAUUACUAGCGACUGCUAAUUAAUUAAUUACAAAAAUUUAUGCUAAAAAAUAAUUUCUUAUAAUUAAAAUAUAUAUACAAUUUCAUUUUUCAUGACAAAAAAAAUGUUUACGCCCCAAAGGUCACGUAGGCAGUAACUUUCUCUGCGCAAUUCUUCAUUUCUACAAAAACAAAUUUCAUAUUUGUUAUAAAUAAUAAAUAUAUAUAAUUAUUAUAAAUAAUUAUCUCGAGUUCAAGUUUGAUAGCCUUGACCUCGACCUUUCAAAUAAUUAUAAAUGUUUAUUUAACUCAUCUAAAUACGAUCAUAUGCCCUUGAUUGACCUCUAAAACCAGUGACGGUCAAUUACGAUCCCUUAAAAAAAAGACGUCAAUUUAUUCAAAUUCUCACGUAAUUCAAAAAAAAAAUACGUCAUCAUUCAAAUAAUUCAUGUCCAGGUCAUAAAUUUAUUCCAGGAUAUUCUACGUCAUCAAAUGAUGAAAUACUUGAAUUAUUUUACUACUUGUUACGUCAUACGAAAGUCAAUAAUUUCAAAUUUUCUGUAAUCAUUCAAAUUUUUUUUUCAUUUAUCAGUGAAAAUUUAUUUCGACUGAUAU